Molecule: messenger RNA, 868 nt
Organism: Lolium perenne
Lineage: Eukaryota; Viridiplantae; Streptophyta; Magnoliopsida; Poales; Poaceae
Source: RefSeq, a predicted model, not a curated record
AAAUAAAGAAAUGGCAGUCCUUGUAAUAUCUCAAAUCUUGAUUCGAUCCUUCUUCCAUCUCCGUUAAAGAGGGCUGGCCAAGCUGCUCUCAUUUCAUUAGCAUCCCUUGUCGAUUUGGACGGAGGCUUUACUGGCUUGCAUACCUACCGUGUUGGCGUGUUGCUUACCUUCUCCUAGCUAUUCUCCAGAUUGGGAGGUCGAGCAGCAGGGGAGAAUACAUAUUGGUUUUCGUUUCUUGUGCAUCAAAAGCAAUAGCAUGGAGAACAAGGCACGUCACGAGCCAAGCAAUUUGCCUUACAAAUUGCUAAAACAGAUUACAAAUGAUUUUGACAAGGAGCGAAUACUUGGGAGUGGUAGUUUCGGAACAGUUUACAAGGGUGUGCAUGAAAAUCACGGAGAGAUUGCCGUGAAGGUACUCCACAAGAUUACAGGAUUGGAUGAUAAGGAAUUCCACAAAGAAUUUGAUAAUCUUAGGGGGCUCAAACAUCCAAAUGUUGUGGAAUUAGUUGGCUUCUGCAACGAAUCGGAGGAAGAACUUGUGCUUUUUGAAGGAAAACAAGUUACUGCUGAGCGUUUGCGUCUGGCACUCUGCUUUGAGUAUGUACAAAAUGGUAGCCUAAAGAAGCUUAUUACUGACGAGAACACAGGAUUUACCUGGCAGACACGGUACAGAAUAAUCAAAGGGAUCUGUGAAGGUCUGAAAUAUCUUCGUGAGGGACUGGAGUCUCCUAUAAUGCAUUUCGACUUAAAACCUGACAACAUAUUGCUAGAUAAGAGCAUGGUGCCGAAAAUCGCGGAUUUCGGUUUAGCAAAGCUCUUCGGAGAAGAAAACACAAGAAAAACUAUGAGUCCCGCAGGUACAUGGUAA